AGCACUCCAUUACCAUCGAGAUUUUGGUUUUACAGUGGCCUCUGGAGUUGUUUUCAACCAAAAAAGAAAAAAAAAAUCGAAUUUUUAGAUAGGAAGAGCCUUACAGUCAUCAGCCAUGGCUGCUGCUUCUUCUUCUUCAGUUAUUCUGUCUCGUCUCUCUACAGCUACCGUUUUGGACAAAAGGGAGUACUUGGGUUCUUCCAUUGGCCUCCGCAAAUCUUCCUUUUUUCCGGACCCGAAGCUCGUAUUUGCAAGUCCAAGAAAACCCAAGACAAAUUCUGUUAGGAGAUGUUGCUACAGGGCUCCCGUGGCCAAGUCCUUGGACCAUAUACCCAAACAGUUCAGGGAAGAAAAUCUCAAAGAUGGAUUAAUGGAUAACUACAAAAACACGCCUCAGUAUCUUUACGGCCUUACUCCCUCGCAGAUGGACAUGUUCAUGACAGAAGAUAAUCCAGUACGUCGACAGGCAGAAAGGGUAACACAGGAGAGCAUUUCUUCGGCCUGCAAUUAUCUGAAUAAUGGUGGGAUGUGGAGUAUGUCAGGCAUGGAUGAGAGAGGUCCCUCAAAGUAUAGCAUGAGUGUAAGUAUGUAUCGAGGAGGAGCUAGAGGAUAUGGGAGGCCAAGAACUGCCCCUCCUGAUUUGCCAUCUUUGCUCUUGGACGCUCGAAUUGUCUAUUUGGGCAUGCCGAUUGUCCCUGCUGUAACUGAGCUUCUUGUUGCUCAAUUUAUGUGGUUGGAUUAUGACAAUCCAUCUAAACCUAUAUAUCUGUACAUAAACUCGUCUGGCACGCAGAAUGAGAAGAUGGAGACGGUUGGUUCUGAAACUGAGGCUUAUGCAAUUGCGGAUACCAUGGCUUACUGCAAAUCAGAUGUGUAUACUGUGAACUGUGGAAUGGCAUAUGGUCAAGCAGCAAUGCUUUUAGCACUUGGAACAAAGGGCUAUCGCGCUGUACAGCCAAAUUGCUCCACAAAAUUGUAUCUUCCUAAAGUGAGCAGAUCAAGUGGAGCUGUCAUAGAUAUGUGGAUUAAGGCCAAAGAACUGGAUGCAAAUACAGAGUACUACAUAGAGCUCUUAACAAAAGGAAUAGGAAAACCGAAGGAAGAAAUUGAGAAAGAUGUCCAGCGUCCUAAAUACUUCCAAGCUCAAGAGGCAAUUGACUAUGGCAUUGCAGAUAAGAUCAUUGACUCGAGGGAUGCUGCAUUUGACAAACGGAACUAUGAGGAAAUGCUUGCCCAAUCAAAAGCUAUGAGAAGAACAGCAGGAGCCGGGCCACAAGCUGCUCACUCUGGGCUUAGGUGACCUGAAGAUCACCGUGGUCCCGAGUUUUUGCACGACGAAAAUAUGAUUAUGUAGUUCGGAUUGCAUAUAGUGCAUGAUGGAUUUAUUAAAUCUGUGAUAGAACUACAGCAGCUUCGAGAAUGGAACGCCACCCAAUCCCCUCCAUGGUCGUGCCUUUGUACAAACUUUGUACUAUAUAAGGUGUUCUAAAGAAGAAUAGCUCCCCUUAGAAUGGCAAUAACACGUGUACUUUUGUCAUUUAUCAAGCUUGGACAUUUUGUUUGGUUAAACGUUCAAAUUCAGUUGUCAAGUGCUUUAAAUGUUUGUAAAUGCAACGACUCAAAAACAUGUUUUAUUUGGCAGCCUUAUGCACCCUUGGCGUAUUUUCUUCA
Coffea eugenioides is the source of this 1671-nucleotide messenger RNA. RefSeq names its product ATP-dependent Clp protease proteolytic subunit-related protein 1, chloroplastic. Gene Ontology annotation, biological process: protein quality control for misfolded or incompletely synthesized proteins. The record is from RefSeq and is a predicted model, not a curated record. The transcript has 9 exons. NCBI's taxonomy places the organism in Eukaryota, Viridiplantae, Streptophyta, Magnoliopsida, Gentianales, Rubiaceae. The coding region runs from base 116 to 1300 and encodes 394 amino acids. Gene Ontology annotation, molecular function: serine-type endopeptidase activity; ATP-dependent peptidase activity; ATPase binding. Gene Ontology annotation, cellular component: endopeptidase Clp complex.